UAUAACUGCCACUGAAGCGUGCUAUUGAUUUAUGACCACAAAUAAAUCUCCAGCAGGUCCUGAGGGCUGGCCCACACUCAGCACCCGCCCACCGGCACGCGCGGCAGUGCGUGAUACCCUUCCCCAUCCCGUUUCUGAGGCUCGCGGAGCCUCUUCGCUCCUUACUGACAAGCACCGUGGUGGCGUGCGGCGUGGGACAAGGCACCGCGUAAGGUGUGAUUACCGAGAAGAUGAAGAGCUUCUGAGCAAGCUGUCAGUGAGAGGCCUGUGCCAGGACUGGAGGAAGGCACUCCGUCAUCUUCCUGUAUCUGAUGCUGGAGGGUGAUGCACACAGUGAGUUAAAUGUAUGGACUCAGAACAGUUCCCGGUGCUUGGCUGGUUCACAGCAGUCACUGCAGAUGCACCUUGAAGACAUAAGGUUCCAGACCCAAGUCAUGAUCCUGCGAGUCAUCUCCCUGGCUGCCCUUCUGAGCCCCCAUGGAACUGGGGCCAUCAAGGUGGGCCACGUGUCAACGUAUGUCCAGUUUGUCCAGACACACAGACCCUCUGGAGAGUACAUGUUUGAGUUUGAUGAGGAUGAGCAGUUCUAUGUGGAUCUGGAUAAGAAGGAGACCAUCUGGCAUCUUCCAGAGUUUAUUCAUGCCUUCAACUUUGAUGCUUGGAGGGGUAUUGCUGACAUUGUCACAGCAAAGAAGAACCUGAACACUCUGAUCCAACGGUCCAACCACACCAGGGCCACAAAUGAGCCACCUGAGGUGGCCGUGUUUCCCAAGGAACCUGUGGAGCUUGGACAGCCCAACACCCUCAUCUGUCAUGUGGACAAGUUCUUCCCAUCUGUGCUCAAUGUCACAUGGCUGUGCAAUGGGCAGACGGUCACCAGUGUGGCUGAGAGCAUCUUCCUGCCUAGCACAGAAUUCAGGUUCCACAAGUUCCACUACCUGACCUUCAUUCCCACGGCUGAAGAUGUCUAUGACUGCAAGGUGGAGCACAGGGGCCUGGACCAGCCGCUCCUUCAGCACUGGGAGGCCCAGGAGCCUAUUGAGGUGCCUGAGACAAUGGAGACUGUGGUCUGUGCCCUGGGCCUGGUGGUGGGCGUGGCAGGCAUCAUCACUGGCACCAUCAUCCUGAAGACCAGGAGGCCCGACAACAUCCCUGGGUGCAGGGGCCCCUGUGAGUUAUCCCAGAGCUGGGGGUACUAGGGACACAGUGCAAAAGAGGAGGCAACAUGGUAUGGGUAGUGGGCGGGAAGGAGAAACACUUCAACAGGGGUUCUUUGAGAACUUUGCAUUUCAGAAUCACUGACCUAGAUUAAAAUAAUACAAUGAUAAAGAAUAUUAGUUGAGUUGCUUACUAUUUACUAAGCUCUAUUCUAUAGGCUUCUUAUGUACUCAUUUAUGUUUGGAGGUUGAUACCAUUAUUUCCCCAUCAUACAGAGUGGGAAGCAGACAUGAGGAGGGUGAAGGAAUCUGUCCAAGGUCACACAGCUUGAAAGGUACAGAGUCUGGUUUUGGACUCGGGCAUUGGGGUUCCAGAGCUCCGUCUUCUGCAAUAUGUAGAUUAUAUCAUCUACGGCCAUUUUCUCUCUCCCUUACAAUCUUCAUAGCCUUGAUUUUCUUUUGUUGUCGUAGUGAUGUCUAGAACCUUCAAUACUAUGUUAAACAUUUGUAAUAAUAAAGGAUAUCCUACCUUUUGCAUAA
Felis catus (domestic cat) is the source of this 1697-nucleotide messenger RNA. Its product is annotated as HLA class II histocompatibility antigen, DP alpha 1 chain. Gene Ontology annotation, molecular function: MHC class II protein complex binding. Lineage: Eukaryota; Metazoa; Chordata; Mammalia; Carnivora; Felidae. Gene Ontology annotation, biological process: immune response; peptide antigen assembly with MHC class II protein complex; positive regulation of T cell activation. The record is from RefSeq and is a predicted model, not a curated record. Gene Ontology annotation, cellular component: membrane; MHC class II protein complex.